AUGAUAACCGCCGACGUGGUCUCAACCGCUGCUGAGAAGCUUCUAAGCGAUAAACCUUUAUGUGAUUUGUUCUACAAUACGCUUGUGUGCAUACAUCAACGCUUUGAGCAGUUGGAUGGCUAUCUGAACAAUGUACUUGUUAAACUUGUUUCCGGAAGUUUAUGGAAAAAAAGCGCAGCUUCGACGACGGCUUUUUUUAAAGCUUUGGAAAAGCUCGGAACAGUAGCUUAUCCUGUCAUACUUACUGGUUUUGCGUCGACAGAAUUUAAGGAGUUCAUAAAGUCGGUAUCUUCACAAAAAGAUCUCCUUUACAAACUUGCCGCUUUUUUGCCUCAGUUGAGUACACACCAGCAAAAGAAAAUGAGUUCAACUAUUCUGGACAUCGUUAAAGAUAGGAGCAUUUUCGAUUGGAGUAAAAGCUUAGACGCUGCUCCUUCCCUGCAUGCGGAAAUGAUCUUUUCACGAGGCACUUUAAUUUACGUCAAGAAAUUGGCACUGCGGAACAAUGACCUAUUUGUAAGGACCAUCAAAAGCAGUACUUCGUUUCAAUGUGAGGGACUUUCGAACAGCGUAAUUGGGCCGAAAAAGAAAAAACCUUUGUUCAAGUUGGCGCGGAAUCCACGACGAACUAUGACAUAUGAUCACGAUAAAAUAGAUUUUUACAGUGCGAUGGCAGAAUAUAAUUUGAAAGAGACAGAUUUGGCGGGGUUACCGUCUACUCCUCGAUUAAGGCCAGCCACAGAUGAGUUAGAUCCAUGUUCGACUGCGACUACUACUUCUCUUUAUUCGCUCGACGAUGUUUAUCAGACAGCUUUGAAGGUACAUGGCUCAAAAGAAGCUGUCAAUGCUCAAAGAAGGCCUCUAAUUCCUAUUGAAAAAAAACUGACUGAAGCUGAGCUGAUGCGGACUAGAAUGAGAGUAGAAGCCGAGCAUCCAACAAGCGGAGCAGAUCGGGUUGUGGCUAUUGCUUUCAUAAUGAACACUUGUGAUAUGGUUCUCAAAUAUAUCGCAGCCUAUUUAACCGGAUCGAAAUCAAUUUUUGCUGAAGCUAUCCAUAGUACAAUGGACACUUGCAAUCAACUUAUAUUACUGUUGGGGAUACAUUACUCGAGGAAGCAUCCUAAUCCCCAAUUCCCUUACGGAUAUGGUAAUAUGCGUUAUGUCACUUCUUUAAUUUCUGGUUGUGGGAUUCUUGGCUUCGGAUGUGGUCUUUCUAUUUAUCAUGGAAUCUCUGGGCUUCUUCAUCCAGCAACGCUUGAAACGCUAACUUACGCCUAUUAUGCCCUUGCCAUGUCGUUUUGUUUUCAAGGUGCGGCUGCCAUUACCGCUUACAGGGAGAUUCGCAUAAAGGCUAACAAGGCAGGAACGACGAUUUCGAAUUACGUUCGUACAGCAGCAGAUCCUUCCCUGAAUGUUGUACUGCUAGAAGACACUGCUGCUGUUACAGGGGUAAAGGCAUACAUUUAUUUUUAUUUUAUUACGCUUUUCGACGCAUUGGGUUCUGUCGCUAUUGGAGGUUUGCUUGGUACGGUCGCCAUGUUCAUUAUUCGGACCAACGCUCAACACCUUGUGGGGCGAUCUCUUCCACAACGAAUCACUCAAGAUAUUGUCGCUCGAUUGAACAACGAUCCAGCUAUUAGUUCUGUGCACGACGUAAAAGCAACCGCUCUCGGAGUAGAACAAUCUCGUUUCAAAGCCGAGCUCGAUUUCGACGGCCGAAUGAUUACGAGACGUUACAUUGAGCAAGAGACCGACAUUCACGAUCUUUUUCAACAAGUGAAAUCGUUGGAAUCAGAAGAGGAAUUGCAAGAAUGGAUGGAGGAUCACGGAGAGAAGAUCAUCGAUCGAUUGGGUAUCUUAUUCCUGGAUGUGCUUUUCCCGUUAGAUGUGCAAAAGAUCAUCUUCGUCGACGCGGAUCAAGUUGUGCGCUCGGAUUUGAUUGAGUUGAUGAAUUAUGGGCUCGAUGGGAACCCAUAUGGAUAUGUUCCUUUCUGUGACUCGAGGCAAUCGAUGGAGGGAUUCCGAUUCUGGAAACAAGGCUAUCGGAGGAACCACUUGGCAGGAAGAAAAUAUCACAUUAGUGCUUUGUACGUCGUGGAUUUGCACAAGUUCCGCCAAAUCGCCGCCGGUGAUCGGCUACGCGGACAGUACCAAGGCCUCUCAGCUGAUCCAAACAGCUUGUCGAACUUGGAUCAAGACCUGCCCAACAACAUGAUCCAUCAGGUACGAAUCAAAUCACUUCCACAAGAAUGGCUUUGGUGUGAGACAUGGUGUGAUGACGAGAGCAAGGGGUCGGCAAAGACCAUCGAUUUGUGCAACAAUCCCCAAACAAAAGAGCCAAAACUCGAGUCGGCGCAGCGAAUCAUCCCUGAAUGGCGUGAUUACGAUCGAGAGAUUAAAGAGGUGAUUUCCCGAAGACGUGAAGGACUUGAAGCGAAAUCCGCAAAAGUCGAUGACCAUACCGAGCUG
Molecule: messenger RNA, 2469 nt
Organism: Mesorhabditis belari
Lineage: Eukaryota; Metazoa; Nematoda; Chromadorea; Rhabditida; Rhabditidae
Source: the annotation of a GenBank genome assembly